ACAAUAGUCACAAUGGUGUAUCAAGAGGCUCACGUGUUUACGAUCAACGAACUUAAAUGUAAAUUGCAAAAGGCUGGCUUACCACAGAGCGGGAAUAAAAACGAAUUGAUUACUCGUUUGAUGACGCAUGAUCCGAAAGGAGAAUGGAGACGGGUCGACGAUGAUCAGGAGCAGAUUGACGCCUUAGAAGAAAAUGAGGAACAACAACGCAGGCAGGAAUUUAUGCAGCAAGAGCUUGACCUUGCACGCAGGGAACGUGACCUAAUGAGGAGAGAACUGGAAAUCGCGCGACGCGAGUUAGAACUGCUGCGAGUCAACGUGCAUAGGGAACCCCCACGAGACAGAGACGAAGGUGCACCAGCCGGAGCAUCGUCAUCUCGGAAUAUUAAGGUAAUUUCGGAAAUGUUACCUGAAUUCACCGGGGCUCAGGAUGCUUUUUGGAAGUGGGAGCAGCAGUUAGAGUUCCUCAAGGCCAAUUAUAACCUAGAAGAGUUCUCAAUGCGUCUAAUUGUCGGUCAGCGGCUGAAGGGUGGGGCUCUUGAGUGGUUUCACUCGAAGCCGGAACACUUGGGCAUGAAUCUGCAGGAGUUAUUGGACGAGAUGAAGUCGGUAUUCGACGACCGACCAACGAAACUUGAUCUGAGGCGAAAAUUUGAGGCCCGACAGUGGAAGGCUUUUGAAACUUUUGGCGAAUAUUAUUUGGACAAGCUGGCGCUUGCUAACCGCAUCGCCGUUGCAGAGGACGAGCUGGUUGACUACCUGAUUGAUGGAAUACCGGAUCCAGCACUCCGUAGUCAGGCCAGGAUUCAGAAUUUCUCUUCGAAAACUGAGAUGCUCAAGGCCUUCAAGAAGGUAUCGAUGAGGCGUGAGCACAGGGAAGAAGACCAGAAAGGGCGCACCUUUCUCCAGAAAAGAGAAACAUCUAGGCUAGCUGCCUCAGCUGGAAAUAAAGGCGAGCAGUCGACACGCAGAGAACUUACGGAUGGAUCCAGUGGCCCAUCGAUGGUGGAAGAUAUUCGGAUGUGCAAUUAUUGCAAAAAACAGGGUCAUACGAAAUUCCACUGCCCAGUUCUGUCGACGAGAGGGAAGCCCUGUUACAAGUGCGGCGAGCUAGGCCACAUGAUGAAAGAUUGUCCAGGAAAAAAAUCGCACGUUAACAACGUAGACACGCAGCGAGAAGUCCUAGCAGCAUCGACAUCGGACGAUGAGUAUUUUGAAAAAAUUACCUAGGUUAUUGUUUGGGGUAGAUCAGUGUGGUAAAAUUCGACAACGAACCCAAAGAAAACUAACAAUCGAUGUAUGUAAAUUAUAAUUAAUUACAACUGUAAACUAGAAUAAUUUAGUGAGAAUGACUUAAGAUUAUUUAUUUUGAUAGCGACUUGUGGUCUCCGAGUUGAGAUAAUACCUAUUGGAUUUGUUGAUAUGAAAGUUUGAAAAUUUUGACGAAACUUGUUAUUGUGGAAAUUUGUAGAUGUGUUUCACGAAAUUUUAUCCAGACACUGUAUGAGAAUGUAUAGGAUGUGAACUUGAAAUGUAUAUAUAUAUAUGUGUAGUUCGGGGCGAACUAUUGUCAGGAUAGCCGAACUGUAGUGGGGAAAAAUCGAUAUCCCUAAUAAUAAGUGUAUACUCUCUCGAGAGAGUAUCCUAAAAUCGCCUCCCCCCCCUCUACAGGUUCGAAUUGACGAGUAUCGGUUGAUACUAACUGUGGAACAGUCCGGCGUGAGCCAUCAAAUUGUACUGACCAAAAUAGAUCAGAUAAAAGACAUCUUAAAACACUAGAGUGAUAAUUAAAUCCUGACAAAACCCUCACACUCUUACAUAUUCAACUUAUGUAGAUAACUGGGGCGCAGCGUCAGCGCUUUACGCCUCGAACUGGCCUCUAGCGCGUCACCGUGCGAUGUAAUACGAAUCCACGAGACAAUAAAUACUCGGGGACUCGUAUUCUCUGGGCCAGUUAUCCAAAUACCAUUCAUAAGGAGUUACUUCUUCUGUAAUUAUACUCGCCUGAUACUCUGUGUCUCAGAGCGAGUCUUUAAUUGUUAAUAAACUUGUGGAAUAACCAAUAAAGAUAGUGAAUCAAUUGAAGAUAUCUGCUCCUAUCCUCUAUCCGCGAGUGUGAACCCCGAAACCCGAACCCAACCGCUCGGGUCCAUUACAGUCCGCUAAAUAAUUCAACAUCAAAGUGUUUUGACAUUCGCAGUGCACUACAAUGUAUUUGUUUUAAAAUAAAUCCGGCCAAUUACCGAAACCUCCUGUGCACCAUAAUUUAUCUCCCCGAACUUCCGCACCCACCAUCCCAUCCGGCCCAACCAUCAAACGGAAGAUCAUUAAUUAAACAUUGGUCCUUCGAGCCGGAUUUGGGAGUGAAGUGUAGUGAAGUGAUAAGUGGAACAUUCAACGUGGGAAAAGGACGCCGAGCGCACGCUUGAUUUACAAGGGGCCCACAUCACGGAAACAACGCACACUCACCAAGGAACAAAUGGCCAAAUUCCAUCGCCUGAGUAAAUUUGGAAAUUUAACGGCCAAAUUCCGCAAGGGAUUAACGCGUGAACACAACACGGGCUUUGUUUACGUCGCGGGAGAUCAACGUGGGAACAAAGCCACAAGGUCAGGAUCAAAUCGGGGCACUCAACUUAAAUUCAUCGAGCGCGUUAUCGAUCGACGCGGCGGUCGGUAACACAUCGGCGGCACAUCAUCAACGGUCGGCAAAUACUUACCAACACUGAUCAGAAAACCACCAAAUUAAAAUGCAGCGGGAAGAAUCGUCAUCGUGGGCCAACAUCAUGGAGGAACACGACAAAACGAACCCUUCGGAAUUUUUCUAGUUAAAAAUGCUUUUUGACAAAUAUCUUGUAAAGAAAUAGGUUGACAGCAUUUUGUCAAAAAAAUUUUUUUGGGGACAAUUCAAUUUACACAUUAAAUGUCUGAUCAGGCAAUUACAUCAAUUAUUUUGUUUAUUUAAUAAUCGAGGAUUAUUGUUUAAAUUUUUGAUCUCAUCAGAUUAUUCUUGUAUUCCAA
This is a messenger RNA of Diachasmimorpha longicaudata, 3018 nucleotides long. RefSeq lists its product as uncharacterized. NCBI's taxonomy places the organism in Eukaryota, Metazoa, Arthropoda, Insecta, Hymenoptera, Braconidae. Bases 13 to 1230 code for a protein of 405 amino acids. The transcript is spliced from 2 exons. The record is from RefSeq and is a predicted model, not a curated record. Gene Ontology annotation, molecular function: nucleic acid binding; zinc ion binding.